Molecule: messenger RNA, 900 nt
Organism: Encephalitozoon intestinalis ATCC 50506
Lineage: Eukaryota; Fungi; Microsporidia; Unikaryonidae
Product: putative nicotinic acid transporter
Exons: 1
Coding region: 1-900 (299 amino acids)
Source: RefSeq, a predicted model, not a curated record
AUGUGGAGCAAGAAAAAACUAGAGAUAUUUGUAGUAAUGAGCAUAGUUGCAGCCGUGAUGCUCUCUGUCCUGAAAGUUGUGAUACUUGUGAACUACAAAGUCGGGGGGUUGCUGAUGUUGAUCUCAAGCUUCAUAAAAAUGGCUAUUUCAUAUCUAAACAUGCAAUCAUUUGAUUUCAAGAUGAAGUAUACAUUUAUUGUUGCAAGUUUAAGUUUUCUUGGUGGUUAUCUGGGGGUGCUUUCGUACUAUUCAAAAGCAUCAUCGACAUCAUAUGUGAUCUCUUCUGAUCUCCAAUAUCUUUUUACUGCACUCAUAGCCAUAAUCUGGAAUGGAACAAAGUACUCAUACACCCAAUACAUUGGGCUCCUAAUGGUUCUAGGAGGGUUUCUUAUAGAGAUAUCUUCGGGAGAAUCUCUCUCCAUUCCACUCCACAUGUUCAUUGGAUCUUUAUCAGGGUUGUUUGGAGCCGUCAGCCUAGCAGUGUUUGAAGCCAAGAUAAAGCCUACUCUUGUGGACUUUAAGAAGUUCUGGUGCUAUAUGACAACAUAUGGGUUCUUUCUCACCCUGUUUUCCUUGUUCUAUAUGACAGAAGAGGCGCUUUCGCAGAAAUCUACCUAUGUCAAGAUAGUCUCGUCUCCAGGCAUAUACCUUGUGCUUCUUAUGGAGAUAGUAACAACAUAUCUGCUAUCCGAGAUUUCUUUGUUUCUGGACAAAGUGGAGAAGUCCACGCUUCUCAACGUGAUCACAGGCUUUUCGGCAAUUGUCACCGACUUGUAUCUGUGCAGAGAGAUAGACGUACAACGGUUCUUGGCGUUUUCCUUCACUGUGAUCGGCGUCCAAGUAUUUAAUUUCUUUUGGAAGGAAAGCGUUCAACCGUUUGAGCAAGCAUGUACAUCAUAG